AUGUCAUCCUCCGCACCGUGGUCGCCUGAUUCCUGGCGGUCAAAACCCAUCAAACAAGCACCCACCUACCCAGAUGAGGCCGCGCUCAAGAAAUCAGUAAACGAACUCAGCCGUCUGCCGCCAAUUGUUCACCCAAAGGAGAUUGUCACCUUGAAGCAGCACCUUCGCGAUGUGGCACUUGGCGAAGCCUUCCUGCUUCAGGGCGGUGACUGCGCUGAGCUAUUCGAUUACUGUGAGCAGAACGCUAUCGAAUCAAAGAUCAAGCUGCUAUUGCAGAUGAGCCUGGUUCUCAUUUGGGGCGCCGACAAACGUGUGGUUCGCAUUGGGCGCAUGGCUGGUCAGUAUGCUAAGCCAAGGUCGAGCCCGACUGAAAUGGUGGAUGGUGUGGAGUUACCCUCGUUCCGGGGCGACAUCCUCAACGGCUUUCAUGUCGACGAGCGGGAGAUUGACCCUCAGAGACUUGUCAAGGCCUACCAAUAUUCAUCAGCAACUUUGAACUACAUCAGAGCAUCGCUCUCAUCUGGCAUAGCCGAUCUCCACAGACCGCUGGACUGGGGUCUGGGUCAUGUCCAGGACCCGGAGCUCAAGAGGAAGUACUCCGAGGCCGUCCUCUCCCUUACGGACAUGCUGCGCUUCCUUCACACCAUUGGUGCCGACAAGAGUGACAAGCUUGACACGGUCGACCUCUUCACUAGCCACGAGGGUCUGCUACUCGAGUACGAGCAGCCGCUGACCCGCCUGCUGGAGACGCCCGCGCCGCGCCCCACACUCAACGGCCACUCCGCCACCGAGACGAAGAAGGAGUACUACGACACCUCGGCACAUUUUCUCUGGAUUGGCGACCGCACGCGGCAAAUCGACGGGGCUCACGUUGAGUUCUUCCGGGGAAUCGCAAACCCCAUUGGCAUCAAGGUCGGCCCUACCACGCCGACGGACGACCUGCUCGCCCUGCUGCGUACGCUCAACCCGGACUGUGAGCCAGGCAAGAUCACACUCAUCACACGAUACGGCGCCGCGAAGGUUCGCGCGCUGCUGCCGGCGCACAUCCGUGCUGUUGAGGACAGCGAGUACCGCCGCUGUGUCGUCUGGCAAUGCGACCCCAUGCAUGGCAACACGCUGUCCACUGGCAGUGGUAUCAAGACGCGGCGGUUCCGGGACAUCUUCGAGGAGCUACAGGAGACGCUGCACAUCCACAAGGAACAGGGCAGUUUUCUGGGCGGUGUGCACUUGGAGCUGACUGGCGAUGCUGUAACCGAGUGUCUCGGAGGUAGUGAGGGUCUGGACGAGGAUGACUUGUCCACCAACUACACCAGUUUCUGCGACCCAAGACUAAACGAGAAGCAGGCGCUUGAGCUAGCGUUCUUGAUUGCGGACCACUACAGGAAUGAACGGAGACCGAUAUCCUAG
Messenger RNA from Colletotrichum truncatum, 1407 nucleotides. RefSeq names its product Phospho-2-dehydro-3-deoxyheptonate aldolase. The record is from RefSeq and is a predicted model, not a curated record. Lineage: Eukaryota; Fungi; Ascomycota; Sordariomycetes; Glomerellales; Glomerellaceae. Gene Ontology annotation, molecular function: 3-deoxy-7-phosphoheptulonate synthase activity. Gene Ontology annotation, biological process: aromatic amino acid biosynthetic process.